This is a messenger RNA of Ogataea angusta, 417 nucleotides long. RefSeq lists its product as uncharacterized. The transcript has a single exon. The record is from RefSeq and is a predicted model, not a curated record. Gene Ontology annotation, cellular component: mediator complex. Bases 1 to 417 code for a protein of 138 amino acids. Gene Ontology annotation, biological process: regulation of transcription by RNA polymerase II. NCBI's taxonomy places the organism in Eukaryota, Fungi, Ascomycota, Pichiomycetes, Pichiales, Pichiaceae. Gene Ontology annotation, molecular function: transcription coregulator activity.
AUGACAGACAGGCUCACACAGUUGCAGAUCUGUCUCGAUCAGCUAUCGGACAUGUUUUUUGCGUCCUUGUCGUAUGUCGACCAGAACCACGCUGCCGUGCGAUUGACCGAGGGAGACGAGAUGCUGCCGGACCCUGAUCACAAUCCGCCGCCGGAAACAGAAUUCAAGGCGAAUCUGACAGAGUUAACGUCCGACAUAAUACUAAAAACAAGGCAGAUCCUCACAAUAAUAGACACGCUUCCUGGGGUGGGUGUGAGCAAAGACGAGCAACUGAAAAGAAUAGAAAGUCUGUCUCAGGAGCUGGCCGAAAUAGAGAAACAGAAAGCACAAACGUUACAGAGAAAAGAGAAACUGGGAAGCAUGGUGGACGACCUGAUAGUACAGGUGAGCGAGGGAAUAGCGCAGACUAGAGAUUGA